Messenger RNA from Balearica regulorum gibbericeps (East African grey crowned-crane), 853 nucleotides. NCBI's taxonomy places the organism in Eukaryota, Metazoa, Chordata, Aves, Gruiformes, Gruidae. The record is from RefSeq and is a predicted model, not a curated record.
AUGGCAGAGAAGUGUGACUGUAUCGCUAGCAUGUACGGGUACGACCUGGGCUGUCGCUUCAUUAAUUUUCGCCCCUUGGGCUUCGGGGCCAAUGGGCUGGUGCUGUCAGCCCUUGACAGUAAGAGCUGCCGCAAAGUGGCGGUGAAGAAGAUCACCAUCGGCGACGCGCAGAGCAUGAAGCACGCUUUCCGGGAGAUCAAAAUCAUCCGUCGCCUGGACCACGAUAACAUAGUGAAGGUGUACGAGGUGUUGGGGCCAAAGGGGACAAAUCUGCGUGGAGAUUUUUUCAAGUUUAACAUGGUGUACAUCGUCCAGGAGUACAUGGAGACAGACCUGGCACGGUUGCUGGAGCAGGGGAAGCUUGCUGAGGAGCACGCCAAGCUCUUCAUGUACCAGCUACUGCGGGGGCUGAAGUACAUCCACUCAGCCAACGUCCUCCACCGUGACCUCAAGCCGGCCAAUAUUUUCAUCAGCACGGAGGACCUGGUGCUGAAGAUCGGUGACUUUGGGCUGGCCAGAAUCGUGGAUCAGCAUUACUCACAUAAGGGUUACCUUUCCGAAGGCUUAGUAACAAAAUGGUAUCGCUCCCCACGCCUCCUCCUCUCACCAAACAACUACACCAAAGCCAUCGAUAUGUGGGCAGCCGGUUGCAUCCUGGCCGAGAUGCUGACGGGAAGGAUGCUCUUUGCUGGGGGUCAUGAGCUGGAACAGAUGCAGCUUAUUCUGGAGACAAUUCCCGUUAUCCAUGAGGAAGACAAAGAGGAGCUGCUCAAAGUGAUGCCAACAUUCAUCAACAGCACAUGGGAAGUCAGGAAGCCGCUGCGCAAGCUGCUCCCCGAAGUGGACAGUGAAG